Doryrhamphus excisus (bluestripe pipefish) is the source of this 958-nucleotide messenger RNA. The record is from RefSeq and is a predicted model, not a curated record. NCBI's taxonomy places the organism in Eukaryota, Metazoa, Chordata, Actinopteri, Syngnathiformes, Syngnathidae.
GAUUGGCAGAUUGACCGAGUGACUUUCCAAAACAGAAGAAGAACGAACUAACGCGCGUAACUUCGCUGUCUACCGCUUAUGGACGUGUUAUUACUUCCGCAUAGUCGUUAUGGAGUAUAAGGGAGCGAAAUCUAAGGAGAAUGUCGACUGGGGUUCAGCGAUCCCGCCACUGAAGACCCAGGAAGCGCACUCUAGUGAUGACGUCCCACUGCCGAGGAUGAGGAGCAAACGCUGUGCAUGCAGUAGCGUGCUGGACUCUGAGUGUCAUUACUUCUGCCACUUGGACAUCAUCUGGGUCAAUACCGCCAGUAAAACCACAAUUUAUGGCCUCGGUGGUACUUUAUCACGACGACGACGACGGAGAUCCGCAGGCAGGUGUACUUGUGAAAACGUGGAUGACCUAACCUGUGCCGGCUUCUGCCAUCACAAAGGUGCAGCAAGAAGGUCCAAAACUGAUUGAUAAAGGAAACAAAAUAUGCCAAACAUCCACCAAACGGCACCAAAAAAAAAAACAAUGACGCUACUUAGAUGGCGAAGCAAGCUGACACGUGUCCAUCGGAGGAGGCUGAUGGACCAUAAGGACGUGUGUCCGUUCUGGAAAUGUGUGAACGGUGCAAAAAGACAGAGGUCUGCGAACACACCACGCAAAUAGAGCACUUUGCCUCCAGUUGUCAAAGUGUCGUCAGUGUCAUUCUGUCACUGGAACGAGAGAACGGGCGGAAUAGCGUAGAGUCUCAUUGCCUGUUCAGGGGACUAGUGGUGCAUGAUGGAUCAGGUUUCAUCAACACCGAAUGGACAGAAGACACAAAACCGAGAACUGGCCCAUGUUUAUGUUCAUCCUGGAACUGAAAGUCUUCCCAGAAGAGUAAAAAAAAAAAAAAAAUCCUGUCCCAAUACUUUUGCAUAUACUAAUUGAGCCAAUGUGUAGGCUUGAUCUCUUUUGUUUACCGAAAUAAAC